UCUAUUCACAAAGUUUCGUCGUAUUUUUAUAAGUGCUGAGUUUAACUUGGUUGGAGAAUUAUAUUAUAUUGACAAUGUCUCCGACUAUAUUGGCCAAAUUAGCAGUUUUGCUAUCCCUCAACCUUCUCCUGGUUCAAGGGUGUCCGUCGUGUGAUAACUGGAGGGGAACAGCUGAAGUGAUCUGCGCUAUCGAUGGGGUCACGUACGACUCCCACUGUGAACUCUUCGUGGCUCUGUGCAAUCAGGAUAUGAUAACCAUAGGAGAUGAUGUCGAUAUCAAUGACCUAUCAGUGCAAGGUAUAGUAGGAGGGUACAUAUCCCAGAAAGGUAAAUGUCCCACAGACGGUGGUGGAGGGAACUGUCCUGACUGCACCGGAGUAGCACCCUCCCCCGUGUGCGACACCAGUCUGGUGGAGUUCACUAGCAGUUGUGAGCUGGUUAAGGAACUGUGCAGUCUCUCUAUUGUUGCUUUUGAUGACGGCAUGGUAUUCACUGGGUUCUCGGAUGCUGAUUACUUUGGGUAUUGUCAAAGUUAUGUCGGGUGGAAAGGACCUUGCGCUGGACCAUGUAACGAGGGGAUGAGCUCCGCGAACGGUAACUUCCCCUGCAGAGACUGUGGUCCAGGUUCCUUUCAGGAUCAGAAGGGGCAGACACAGUGUAACCCUUGUGCUAGAGGUUUCUACCAGGAUCAGCCUGGAUCAACCUCGUGUCAAGCAUGCCCAGAUGGUCUCACAACCGUGGACACGGGAGCAAGAUCUAUAUCAGACUGUAAAGACGGCUGUACCCCUGGUACUAUCUCCGCUAGUGGUCUGGAACCGUGCCAAGCUUGCCCAGCUGGAGAAUACCAGGCAGACACAGGAGGAGUGUCGUGUGUGAAGUGCAUGUCAGGAAGCUACAGCGCCUCAGCAGGAUCUGCAGGCUGUCAGCAGUGCCCUGCUGGGGAGUACUCCGGGGCUCCUGGCAGUGCGGCUUGUCUCAAGUGCACUGCUGGUACCGCUUCUCUUGUUGACGGCAGCGACAGCUGUGAUAAAUGUGGACCAGGUACAUUCUCCCAGAAAGACUCUGCAAAGGAGUGUGAACUGUGUAAGAAAGGAUAUUUUAAUGAUGGAGCUGAGAACACAGACUGCAAGACCUGUACAGCUGGCAACUACGCUGACGAGGAGGGAAGUGCGAAGUGCAAACAGUGCCCGGUUGGUACCUACUCCAGUGCUGACGGUGCUGAAACCUGCACUCCUUGUGCCAAGGGAACUUACUCUGACACUGUCGGGGCUCUGUCUUGUAAUGCUUGCCCGGCAGGUCACAUGUCAGACGAUGGAGCCAGCAGCUGUACAGCUUGCCCAGCCGGACAACACCAGGACAGCAACAAGUGUGUGUCGUGUCCGGAGAACACCUUCAGUGCUGGUGGUGUGGAUACUUGUACUCCCUGCCCUUCAGAUCAGAUCUCUGCGCCAGGAAGUGAUAAGUGUAUCGCCUGUGGAAAGGGAAGUUACAUAAACCCUGCCGGUAACUGUGAACAGUGUCCUCCUGGACUCUACUCUGACGUCAUUGGUGCCAGUUCCUGCACCCCCUGCCCGGAGGGUUACUACAGUGACCUGAUGGGGUCUACCUCUUGUAAGAUGUGUGGAGCUGGACACUUCAGUAACUCUUCUGAUGCCACUGCCUGUACUAUGUGUCACCCUGGUUCAUUUAACGGUAAGAUGGGAGCUAAAGAAUGCGAGCUGUGCCCGGAAGGAAAAUACUCUGCUCAGGCCGGAUCUGUAGUCUGCUUCGACUGCAUUCCUGGAACUUUCUCUAAUACUACAGGCUUAUUCAAGUGCCACGACUGUGACACGGGAAGUUACACUGACAAGGGAGGACAGGAGGUAUGCGAGGAAUGUCCAGCUGGAAAGUUUAACACUAGACCUGGACUGCAGUACUGUAUGGACUGCCAACCUGGAAUGUUCAACGACGAGACCGGAUCUGAUUCUUGUGAAUCCUGCCCCAAGGGAAGCUUUGCUUCGAAGAUGGGAGCUAGCAUCUGUGACGAAUGUCCCAAAGGAACCUACAACAUGUACGAGAGAAGCCCUUACUGUACUGAUUGUCCUCCAGGAACGUUCGCUAACUCCACUGGUAAUAUUGUAUGUCAUGACUGUCCUAGCGGUCACCACAACUCUGACUCUAGCGGAGACAAGUGUCAUCCUUGUCCUAAAGGAACGCAUGCGGAGGAGGAUGGAUCUCACCACUGUACCAACUGUAAAGCAGGGUACUUUGCUGACGAGGAGGGCAGUGCCAUGUGUCAGCCGUGUGAACCAGGGAGCUUUGCUUACCAAACUGGACAAGAGAAGUGUACUGAUUGCCCGGCUGGUAGAUUCGCUUCUGAUAAUGCUACAACGUCAUGUGUAGCAUGUGAUAUUGGUCACUUCUCUGUACCGGGCAGUGCUGUUUGCAGUCCCUGUCCUGCUGGUCAAUAUGGCAAUAAGGUUGAGUCUGACUCUUGUAAUGAUUGUCCAGUGGGACACUUUGCUGGGGUUACCGGUCUGACUAAAUGUGAUGCUUGUGCUGUCGGAGAGUUCGCUGAAGCAACAGGAUCUGAUGAUUGUGAUCUGUGUCCUGCAGGAUCGUAUGCUGACAGUACAGGGUCCAGUUCGUGUUCUUUAUGUGCUGCUGGUGAAUACUCUGACCAGGGUUCUGGCUCCUGUAAAGUGUGCCCUGUUGGGACAUACUCUGACAGUCUGGGGAGUCCAUCCUGUUCCAAAUGUGCCGCAGGUACCUUCUCUGACUCUGCAGGAGCCUCAUCCUGCUCCUCCUGCGCUGCUGGAUCCUACAGCCCUGAGGGUUCCUCAUCUUGUGUACUCUGUGCUGCUGGCUCCGUCAGCUCCUCACCUGGUGCUGCUCAGUGUGACAUGUGCUCUGUUGGUAGCUACCAGGAUCUUACUGGACAGACUGCUUGUAAGGACUGUGCUAAGGGGAGUUAUGGCGAGGACGAGGGAGCUACUUCCUGCGAUCUUUGUCCUUCUGGUCACUACUCAGACAUCACCGGUCAAGAAGAUUGCUCUCCCUGCCCAGAGGGUAGUUACUCUGCCAGCACUGGAACUGUUUCCUGUACCCUGUGUCCAAUGGGCCAGUUCGCUGCUACUAACGGCAGUGUUUCCUGCACAGACUGCCCGGCUGGGUCUGUCGCUAGCAAAACGGGAAUGAUUUCAUGUGUAGAUUGCUCAGCAGGAAGUUACUCCGGCUCCGCUGGAGGCUCUGACUGUAGCCAGUGUAACGCUGGUAGUUACUCUAACAAGAGGAAGUCUACAUCCUGCACACCGUGUGAUAAAGGAUCUUACGCUGAUGAUCAAGGAGAAACAAGUUGUACCCUCUGUCCCAUCGGUACUUACAGUGACGUAACAGGAGCAGCAGCGUGCAAGGUCUGUGACGACAGUAUUAACACUGACGUGGGACAGGUAGAGUGUGAGGCCUGUGAGAAGGGGACCAGACCCAACUCUGAUAAAUCAGAGUGCGAUCCGUACAACAUUGCUCGGGAUAAGCCUGCCUCUCAGUCCACUACUUACAACAGUGGUUCGGACGCUAACCACGGGACUGACGGGGAUACCAACGGGAACUAUUUGUCAGGGAACAGUUGCACUCACACUGCACCACAGACGAACCCCUGGUGGAAGGUGGAUCUAGGAGACACAUUCCCAGUAAAAGAGGUGAUCGUGUACAACCGUAAAGAUUGCUGCGGAAAUAGGAUCGAUGGAUUCAGGGUACACGUGGGAAACACAGGAUCCUCUUCCGACCCGGUAUGUGGUGACGAUUUGAAAUCAGCUGACUUUAUCACCGGUGUAAAACACAUCAAAUGUAGCACCACCGGUCGCUACAUCUCCAUACACCAUCCAUCUACAUCAGGAGGGAAGGUCCUGACCAUAUGCGAACUUAAAGCUUACACCGUCGAUCUCGAAAGGCCGUGUCCCACUGGCUUCUACUCUGCAACAGGUUUCAGACCCUGCAAGCCCUGUAGAGCAGGAUCCUACCUUGAUAACGGCUCCUGCAACAUAUGUCCUCGUGGAACAUUCUCGACUCAAGACCGUGCUACCAGCUGUAAAGACUGCCCGGCUGGACACACCACCUACAAGCCAAACACUAACAAGUGUUACGGUCCCAAACUAGAGGGUCACUACUACGGGAACUGGUACGCUAGAUACGUUCAGAUCCCUGAUCUAGGACAAGUAAAAGACAGGAUGAACGGAUGGGUGGCAAAGAUAGGAGACUGGGAACUGUUUGACAAGGAUUACUAUAGAAGCCAGAAGGGAGUUGUUAAACAUGGUCAGACUAUUCCUUAUGAUAACCCUACUGUCAACUCUAUCAAACCAAUCAUAACGAACAAGUUCUGCUACGCUCCCCGUGACCUGGGAAAGAGUUACAGCGGUUACAGAUCUACAACAGUAUCCGGGAAGACAUGUCAGAACUGGUCCUCUCAAUCUCCUCAUACACAUAGUUACGGGGGAACAGUGUCUGCUUGCUUGCAUUCGUAUACCGACUUCUGGGGGGCUGAUAUAGAGAGUUUUAAUGUUGUAAAUGUGGAGGAGUGUGCUAUGAGGUGCAAGUCUAGAUCUGGCUGUAAGUCCAUAACUUACCAUGCAACUGAUAAGUAUUGCUGGUUGAAGAGGAAGGAGUUUGGUGAGAAUGGGAAAAGUGAUCACAGCUCAGUUCACAGUCUUAACAUUGCUUGUGUUAAAGGAGGAUCUGUGAACUCCUGUGUGAGUUUGAACACUAAUUUCUGGGGUGCUGAUAUAAGAGACAUGAGAACUAAGGAUAUAGAGGAAUGCGCGGGUAGAUGUAUGGCAGAGCCUCAGUGCAAGUCUAUAACAUUCAGUAAACGUGAUAGGAAUUGUUGGCUAAAGCACAAGGUUGAGGGUGAGAAUGGACCCAGUGGUGACAGCAAUUAUUCUAGUAUCAGAGCUGAUUGUCUUAUUGGAGACGACUUUGGAAGUAUAGGGAACCACAACUUCUGCAGAAACCCUACUAAUGCUUCUGGGGGACCCUGGUGCUACACAACAGAUGCCAGUACUAGGUGGGAGUACUGCGAUGUUCCUAAGUGCUCUAAUGAUGUUGAUUGCUACCUGGAGGAAGGUCAGACCUACAUGGGAACAGUCUCCACCACUGAGGACGGGCAGACUUGUGACAACUGGCCUGGAACUAGCACCAAUAUCUGCAAAAACACAGCGAACUCUGGUCUCCAUAAGCCUUGGUGUUACAAGAGUGGAGCUAAGAAGACCUGUGCUGUUGACAAAUGCGAACAAGAUUGUGGAGACCCAGCUUCAGGAAUCUGGGGACGAUUCCUGGCCAAGAACUCAGGACUCUGUAUGGACGUGGCAGGCUCCCCUCACAGCAGUAUGGGAGAUAACGUUCAGCUCCACAACUGCGAGGUGCCCCACAAGAGUGCAACUGAUCAUGUGUUCAAGAUGAAUAGUGACGGGUAUAUUAUCAACAAGAGGACUAACUAUUGUGUCAAUGUGCUGGGUUACAAGAGCACUAACCCUAACACCAACCUGAACAUGUGGACUUGUCAAUACAACAUGGGAACAGAUCAGAAAUGGGAGGUGCAGUGGAGCAAGUUUGACAGCUGUGCUUUCAGACUCAAGAACAAGGACACUCACCAGUGUAUAGAUGCGCCAGGUUCUGCACCUCUCCCCGGCACAAACCUGCAACAAAACUAUUGUGAAGAUGACGGUACCAGUGAUCACUGGUUCUAUUUCAUCCCAACUCAAGAUCGUAUGUGUGACUAUCAGUACUACGCUGGCAAAUACCUCUCUGGUUCAGUUCCUGGACAUGGUUACUACGCCAGUCUUGCUUCAGCUCAACAGGCGUGCAGCAGAUUGGGUGCAAAGUGUGGUGGAGUGACAAGAUCAGGAUCCAGCGGACAGCACUCCCUCAGAACUAGUUCUACUCCGUCCGUCAGUUCGUCUGGAGAGAAGUCCUGGGUCAAACAGGAUUGCGAGGACACACAUUACAACUACUUCGAACAAGAGUUCAUGUAAUGAUGCCUUCUCCAUCACUGUAGAAAAGACCGUGACCUGUAAAGCUCCUCUUAUGGAUGAAAGAUUGAACUUUCUCGAAUUAUUAUGCAAUUUUGGUUGAUAUUAUACUUUAAAA
Bolinopsis microptera is the source of this 6120-nucleotide messenger RNA. RefSeq lists its product as uncharacterized. NCBI's taxonomy places the organism in Eukaryota, Metazoa, Ctenophora, Tentaculata, Lobata, Bolinopsidae. The transcript is spliced from 43 exons. The record is from RefSeq and is a predicted model, not a curated record. Gene Ontology annotation, molecular function: protein binding. Gene Ontology annotation, cellular component: extracellular region. Bases 75 to 6005 code for a protein of 1976 amino acids. Gene Ontology annotation, biological process: proteolysis.